CCGCUGGAGCUGUUCUUUGCCUCCAGGCCCUCCCCCAGCGUGGUGAUCCUGCCCUUAGUGACCUAGUCGUUUUCUGCAUCGUACCUGUGGAGAAACUGUCACCGGUGGCAGUGGUUGGAGCUGGUCGCCCAGGAGGCUGUUAGCAGCCCUGUGUUCAGUAGGGGACUUUCCUUCCAAGUGACAGAAAGUUUGAAGACAUGGCUGGAAAACCUAAACUUUACUACUUUGAUGGAAGAGGCAAAAUGGAGGCAAUUCGCUGGUUAUUAGCUGCAGCUGGGGUUGAGUUUGAAGAAGAGUUUCUGAAAACACGAGAACAGUAUGAGAAGCUCCUGCAAGAAGGAGCCCUGCUGUUUCAGCAAGUGCCCAUGGUGGAGAUUGAUGGAAUGAAGAUGGUGCAGACUAGAGCCAUCCUCAACUACAUAGCAGCAAAGCACAACCUCUAUGGGAAGGACCUGAAGGAGAGAGCCCUAAUUGAUAUGUAUGUAGGAGGAACAGAUGACCUUAUGAGUUUUAUGACGAGAUACCCCUUCUUGUCAGCUGAAGAAAAAGAGAAGGAACAUGCCAAUAUAAUUCAAAAGGCCACAAGCAGGUAUUUCCCAGUCUAUGAAAAGGUUUUGAAAGAUCAUGGACAAGACUUUCUUGUUGGCAACCGUCUUAGCUGGGCAGAUAUUCAUCUUCUUGAAGCCAUUUUAAUGGUAGAAGAGAAGAAGUCAGAUGUUCUCUCGGAGUUUCCUCGGUUACAGGCAUUUAAAGCAAAUAUAAGCAGCAUCCCCACAAUCAAGAAAUUUCUUGAACCGGGAAGCCAGAGAAAACCUGUUCCUGAUGAUAAAUAUGUGGAGACUGUGAGAAGAGUUCUCCGGAUGUACUGAUAUGAAAGCAAGUUAGCAUGGCUGUCUAAAACAACAAUUCUGCUUGGUUUAAGAAAAAUAUCGUAUUCUAAGUGUGUGAUUAAACUCUGCAAGGAAGAUGUAGUAACAUUCAAAAGGAGAUUAAACUAAUAGCAUCUCAUUUUCUCACAGCAAAUACAUUAUGCAAGUAUUUUUCCUAACACUUUACUAUUAGCCUAUUUUCCUAACACUUUACUAUUGGCCUAUUUUUUCCUUCAUUAUUCCUGAGUGUUUCCUAGUAAUUUGAUGAAUGAAAUGGUAGCAAGUAUACUGUCUUCCUUGAAAUUUUCUGGAAGUGGGAGGAAAAGUGAAAGAGAAAAGUGUGAGUUGCUAUCUAACAGCUUCAGCACGUUCUGGUAGAUCUGAGGACUUUAUUCUUAGAUCCAGGUCAGAUUGCAACAUAAUGAUGGGUUCUGUUUCAGGCCUUUACUGAUUUCUUAUCUUUUUUCUUCUUUUCUUUUCUUUUCUAACUGUUGGAAAAUGAAGCAAAUUGCUUUUAAAGAAAGUAGGAGGGAGAUGGUUCUAUUUCCUGGUCUGUUGGACAGUAAUAUCUGAAUGUCUGCCUGAAAUGUCUGCAUUGUGUCUUCAUAACUAAGUUAUUUCUUAAUUCAGAAGAAGAAAAUAUGAAAUCUGACAAAUAUCAUUGCUGUAUAAUGCUAUAAUCACUGUAUUUAGAGGAUCUUUUCUGAUCAAUAAACUUCUUAUUCUCAA
Messenger RNA from Rhea pennata, 1598 nucleotides. Its product is annotated as glutathione S-transferase 3-like. Gene Ontology annotation, biological process: glutathione metabolic process. Gene Ontology annotation, molecular function: glutathione transferase activity. Bases 198 to 869 code for a protein of 223 amino acids. The record is from RefSeq and is a predicted model, not a curated record. NCBI's taxonomy places the organism in Eukaryota, Metazoa, Chordata, Aves, Rheiformes, Rheidae. The transcript is spliced from 7 exons.